AUGCGUACUGUCUCUACUGCGAGCGUUAUGCUCAGUGCUGCCAGCUCAGUCUUGGCUCUGACACCCCUGGAUACUUUCUAUCCCCCAACUCUGAACGACACUUCUUAUAUUUCAAAUGCUUCAAUUGGAACAUACGGUGGAAUUUACAAAGCUCCCACAAAUGGUCCUACUGAAGGAACCCCUUACGGAACAUAUGAUUAUUGUUCCAUGCCCCAUCCCCGCACUACGGAGUAUAAGGAACCAGAGCCCAUUGCCAACGGAUCGGUCAAGGGCAAGCUUGUCUACCUUGAGUACUUACAACGUCACCAAAGACGUUCGCCUUACAACAUUCUACCUGGGGGAGAGAACCAACCAUACCAGUGUGACAAUGUGCGGCCAUAUCUCUAUGCUGGUCCGGACAGCCAGAGCGGCGUUCAACCUAUCCCCAUGUAUGCUCAGACCUACCAGGAUUCGACAAACCCUUUCACUCCCGGAGUGAAUGGAACUUGUCAGUAUCCCCAGAUCACAGUAGGCGGCGUGCAAGAUGGAUACCAGCAUGGUCGUGACCUGUGGAAGGUCUACGGUGAGAAGCUUUCGCUGCUCCCAGCCAAGCCCAAUGACCGUGUCUGGUUCCGAUCCAGUGAUUCCGCUCUUACUCAGGGCUCAGCCGGUGCCGUCCUCCGCGGAGUUUGGCCUGAAUACGAUGGUGCUUUGCCGCUCCAUCAGAUGGUUGCUUCUGUUGAUACCGUCAACGAGGGCUACUCCUGCAGUGCCAUCGAUACCACCCUUGAUGAGCUCGAAUCUACUACCGAGUGGGAUGAGCAUCUCACCGUGACAGAGACGCUCCGCACGAAGCUUGGCUCCAUGCUCGGUGCCACCUCCAGCUCGUGGCAGGACACUUUCGACCACUUCUCCGACAACUUUCAGGCUCGCCUUUGUAACGGCUAUGACCUCCCAUGCAGCACCACCAACUCUUCCGACUGUGUCACUACUGAAAUGGCUGAUGAAGUCUUCCGUGCUGGUGACUGGGAAUGGAACUACUACUGGCGCACCAACGCGUACGUUCAGAAGUACAUUCAGGUCGUUGAGGGUCUUUUCAUUGGUGAGGUUCUUGCUCGUAUUCAAGCCGUGCAGGAUGGUACCUCUACCCUGGAUUACACCCACAUUUUCAUUCAUGAUGGUGAUCUUGGCCCUGUUCUCGGAUCUUUGGGCAUCAAUGCGCUCCGCUGGCCAGCUAUGGGCUCUAACAUCGCAUUCGAAGUUUGGGAGGCUGAAGGUCAGCACGAUGAGUUGUACGUCCGUGUUCUGUACAGUGGCCAGCCAAUCGAGACCAUUCACGGUACACUCGACUGGAUCAAGCUCUCUGAGCUCGUCGAUAUCAUGAGCCCAUACGUUCCCACCGACAUCGUCAAUCUUUGCGGCUAG
Penicillium malachiteum is the source of this 1404-nucleotide messenger RNA. Its product is annotated as histidine acid phosphatase. Gene Ontology annotation, molecular function: phosphatase activity. The transcript has 3 exons. The record is from RefSeq and is a predicted model, not a curated record. Gene Ontology annotation, biological process: dephosphorylation. NCBI's taxonomy places the organism in Eukaryota, Fungi, Ascomycota, Eurotiomycetes, Eurotiales, Aspergillaceae. Bases 1 to 1404 code for a protein of 467 amino acids.